GCCUAACCAGCUGACUGUGCCACUUAAGACUCAAUUUUAGGCACAUUUUACAGCAUGCAUUCUUUGCAUUCCUAGCUCACAACAGUUAAAUAGAUUGCUGGAAGUGCAUGGUUUCAACAGAAAGUUUCCAUUGCUUUUUACUUCAUAACCAUGACUACAGUGUUACAAAGACAGCAGGAACCUUCAGAGUAAGUGGAUCACAAGUACGCCUACAGGGACUAGUAUGCAGAUAGGGCAUGGGACAGUGGAGUGAUGUCACCUUUGCAGAUAUGAGCACCGAGUGGUUUAAGCAUUUGGUCCACACUCUUAAACUUUGAAGAAUUUGUCCAUGCUGUUGAUGAAUUGAACAGUCGAAUACACGUGAAUGUAGCUUUUACGCUACAUUGGAAUUGCACACUAUGCAUCAACUAUUUAUCGUGGUGCUAGGGCAGAGGGAUUUAUCUCGUGCAGGAGAUCUUUUCUCGCUGGAAGAUACUGAAAUUGAAGAUUGUCUGUCAGAAGCUCUUGAGCAAAUAAAGGAAAUAUCUUCUUCACCAGACUAUCUGAAGAAUGUCAAUGAUCAGGCAGUGGUAGAAAUCUGCAUUACUCGAAUCACCACUGCAAUAAGGAAAACAAAAUCUAUUGAGAAGCAUGGGAAGGCUCUUGUAACAUUGUGGGAAUCAUGCUUAGAACAUAAUCUGAAACCAGUCAGCAAGGAUGAAGAUACUCCGCAUGCUAAAAUUGUUUCUGAUAUAAUGAGUUGCAUCUUUCAAAAUUACAGUAAUCCAGCUGUAAUGGCUCUUGCUGUUCCUGUAGCAGUAAAGUUCCUGCAGAUGGACAACAAGGAACUCGCCCGAAACAUGUCAAACUACUUAGCACUUGCAGCUAUUGGCAAACCAGAAAUUCUUGCAAAGCACACAGUGACCAUUGUAAACAGUAUUCUUCAAGGGAAUUCUCUGUUGCUCCGUGUUUUACCUUCAGUAUACGAGAAGCAGCCUGAGCCAAUUAACUGCCACAUUACAGAGCUCAUCCAACUGAUGUCGCAACUGGAGCCAUCUGAGCAGCAGCACCUUCUCCGCCUUCUACAAGUAAUUACCAAGCAAUGUCCUCAGCUCCAUCACCAUCCAGAGUGCACUUUCCAAUCAAUCACCAUUAUCUUCUCAUGCAGUACAACAUGUGGUUCCCCUUUACAUUGCACUUCAGAUCGUAGUAAGGAGAGGCUAAAGAUGAUAGCAAAUACUCCGGCCAGUUGGUACAUGCAAGAUCUGAGUGCAUCGUUGGGGACUCCAUCUGGGCCUGUCGCUUUCCAUGGAUUCCUUCUCAAAAUGUCCAAGCUGAUGGCUGUAGCAGUGACUGAGGGAACAGAACCAUCCAAGGCUGUUAGGGCAGAUCCCAAAGGGAAAGCUCUGAGGCAGUGUGGAAGCAGCUGCACAAGCAUCUCUGAGACAGCUCUGGAGGAAACCAGCUGCAAGAGGAAUGGCGUCUCUGAGGCAGCUCUGGAGGAGACCAGCCACAAGAGGAAAGGCAUCUCUGAGGCAGCUCUGGAGGAGACCAGCCGCAAGAGAAAUGGCAUCUCUGAGGCAGCUCUGGAGGAGACCAGCUGCAAGAGAAAUGGCGUCUCUGAGGCAGCUCUGGAGGUGGUCCCAAAGCUGGAAAAGGCAAGGAGCUGUCUGGUUUAUCUGGUGACCCAGCUGGCAAAUAUGGAACACUGUUUUCAUCACAUCUUGCUCCUGGAGAUUAAAAACAUCACUGACACAUUUGGCAACAUUCUAGGUGCUCAGAGCAAGGACAUUUAUUGCAUGAGUAACAGUUUUACUGCAAUUGCCAAACUUCUUGUCAAACAUCUUGAGAAAGACAUUGCUGCAACAGUGAGAUCGCAAAUACUAUGGCCAAGUAGAGUUACUGAACAGUUAAGGAAAGUCCCUCCCCAUUUUGCAGAGAGAAAUGUAACAGAGACCCAUACGGAGAAGGAAGCUGCUGCAGACUGCUACAAUAAUGAAGCUAUGAUCAAUGAAAAUCCAGGAGCUCAGACACUCCAGAUAAAAAGACAGGCAUUUGAGCGAAAGAUGACUCAUGAGGGCACUAAUGCCAGCCGUGUUCGCCGGCAUAGCUUAGGACAAGCAUCAAGAGAAGAAUGGAAAGCAAUGCGAUUUAACAGGUCGAAAAGUCUUGCUCUUCAUGUAAUGUAUACAAAGUCAAUAAGCUCUGAAAAUGAGGAAGGUGAGAAUGGAAACAUUAAGACUGACAUCACAUUUUCAGACAGAUCACUCAGUGAAGGAAGCGUUAAACAACUUUUGGGUCCAGAACUUGAUGAACAUAAACAUCGGUUACUCUCUCUUUCUGAUUUUGAUAUUACUGCAAAGGAAACGAGAAAUUCCUGUGGUAUCUUCAAUGGUACCUAUCAGAAAACUAAUACGGAAAGUCUAAAACGUAGCAUGGAAGAACAGGAUCAGCUCUAUAUGCGUUUGAAAGCUUGUAUUGAUGAAGUGAAGGCAUUUUAUUUUGAAAUAGUGAAGAGGAUCCCUGUCCCAGAUCAAUGUAUUAUUGAAGAUUCCAUUCGGAGAUGUGUAGCUAAAUUGCUGUUCAGUUGCCCGCAAAAAGGUUUUUACUGCCUGUACAGCAAAUCCAGUUUCACCCUCAACAGUGAACAGCCCCAACUCUGGAUCUACAUUAUGUUCCUGUUCCAACAGAGCUGUUCAGCAAAUCCUUUGUCCUCCCAUGAUGAAUCAGUACAAAUUCUUAAAGCACUGUGGGAGAAGACACAGCUGAAGGGCACACACAGCUUUGAAACAGCGAUGAUUCAGGCAAUUAAUUAUAAAAAGGAUCUGGACAGACUGCAGAUGCAUCUUGAGGACGUCAGGUUUUUUGACUUGUUUGGUUACAGUGAGAAAGCAGGAGUCUGGCAGUGCUUCAUGUGCAACAAUCCUGAGAAAGCAACAGGUAUAAACCAGGAUGGUCAACCACUCAUCGAAGGCAAGCUCAAAGAAAAACAAGUGAGAUGGAAAUUCAUAAAGAGAUGGAAGACCCGCUAUUUCACACUGGCUGGGAAUCAGCUUCUAUUUUGCAAAGGAAAAUCAAAAGAUGAUCCAGAUGAUUGUCCAAUUGAACUGAGCAAGGUACAAAGUGUAAAGGUUAUCACUAAAAAGCGGAGAGACCGUAGCCUUCCUCGAGCCUUUGAAAUCUUCACAGACAACAAGACAUAUGUCUUCAAAGCAAGAGAUGAGAAGAAUGCAGAGGAGUGGUUACAGUGUAUCAAUGUUGCAGUGGCUCAGGCAAAACAAAGAGAAAGCAGAGAGGCAACAACAUACCUAUGAACAAAUCUGACUCACAUUGGACAAAUGGAUGGCUGGCAAUGAAAUAACUAUCAAGAUUUACCAGAUGUUCCUGAAACCCUACUGCAGAUUUAUCAGAUCUUCCUGAUCCACCUGAAAGGCAGUGAAUCCCCCAGUAAUACAUUGUAAACAAGAUCCAGCAGUGUAUCUGAACUAAGCUGCAACAACCCCAAGGAAAUUCCCCAGCAACUUCAGCUUAGUUUAUUUGAUGAACUACAAUUCAGAAAUUUGUGAAUUGAAGACUCACUGAAGAGUUAUUCAGAUAAUUUGUGUUGCCACUUGAGAACUGAAAUAUAAUCUUCUCCAUAAGUUGUUAAGUGAGGUCUGCGCUCAGGUGGGUUCAAAUUUGAAGAAGUCUGACUUCUGAAAUAUGACAAUAUUAUAAUCCCAAAGGGGAAGUUAUCCAAGCAAAUCUCGUGAUUCAUCCAUUGCUUUCUUGUUGAUAGUUUUUAUUCCAUGUAAAUUGGCUACAAUAGAUGUGAUUCACUUCAAAAUAGUACUCCAGUUACUAAAUGAUUUGGGGAAAAUUGAAAUUAUGGUAUAGUAGUAGAUAAGUUCUAACUAAUAGGGUUCUCUUCUUUAAAUGGUAGAAUUUGAAAUGGGCUUCUCAAAAACAUAUGAUAAACAAUUUAAGGAGAGAAGAUCACUAUUGUAUAUAGUUCAGAUACGUUUUAUUGCAAUUAUAUUUCUGUCAAGAGAGUUGGGUGUGGUGCCAUAGUUGCAGUAAAUGUAAAUCUUUGAUAUACUGAAACAAGUCUUUUUUUCUUUCUCAUUCCUGAUAGUUGUCCACUAUUCUCAUAGCUACAAGCCUAGCUGAGAGCAAAACAAAAUCCUUAAUAAUGAAGGAGAGGUCAACAGCCAAAGUUAGGAUAUAAACUUGUAUUUUGUUGUCUGAUUCAGUUUCAUUAAAUAGCAGAGUAUAACCCUGCUGUUUCCCAGGAACUCAAUAUCUUCUCUAACUGCUAACAAUAUUUAUUAAAAACAUUUCAGCUUAAACCAUGUGAAGCUGAAAAUCACCUGAUAUAAAGCUACUGGGACACCUUGAGUACUUUUAUUAUUAUCAUAUUAUGGUAAGAAGAAUUAAAAAGUUAUUAAUAAAUGUGUAUUUCACCUUCACUUAAUUUUAAGUAAGUUUAUUUUUAUCUAUAACUUCCAUUCUGUGUUUUGAAUGGCUUAAUAGUUGGAUGCAUCCCCUGGCACAGGUAGUUCUCGUAUAAAGAAUGUUUCAGCAGCACGGUUUAGCUGUAAUAUCACUGAAGAAAUAGGCAAUGGUAUUUUAGAGAACACUUACCUCUGUUCUCAAUAGCGCGAUUCCAGCGGCGAUCUCUUCACAAGCUUUGUUCUGCGCAUGUACCGAUGUCAGCUGUUGUCAGAGCAUGUGAGAGGUACAGUACUGCACACUGAGCAACUUCAUCUCAAAAUUAAACUAAUGAAUGUUUAUUGCUCUCCUUCUGAGACAAGAAUAUUCUUGUAUAAUUCCUGUAUACUUCCUGUAGGACUGCAUUACACUUAUACAUACCAUUUGCCUUUCUAAUUUGUUCUUGUACCUCCAUAUCUCACAAUUGAAACUAACCCCCAAGAGACAGUCAGAAGACAAUCAACCACAGCCAUCCACUUCUGCAACCAAAACUGCACCUGAAGGUAGUGAUGAUGAUGACCCGCUGUCCCUGCAUUAGCAAUAUUUUUUCAAUGUAAUGUCUUAAAUUUACUUUUGUUUAAUUAAUAAAUAUGAUUUAAACCUUCAUCCAGGCUGUGUUAGGCUUUUGGGUGAAUUUUGAGCGAUUGUGAGUGAUUUUUUUUCUGGUCAGUCCCAACCCCAUUUUUCCCAUAAGCCCCAUUUUUCUCUAUUAAGCAAUAUUUUAUGAAGUGAAGUUUUGCCGGAAUGCAACUAUGGUGCUCUAGGAGAACUACCUGUUUAUUAUUGAGCUAUACUAAUCAGAAAGUCUAAAAUGCUAUGCCAUAUGUGGCUGAGCAAGCUGAACCCUAUUGAAGUUCAGCCAGAGUGCCCCUAGUGACUUCUGCUGAAAAUGUGCCUGAGGAUUUUGAGUGAGCACAGGACCUGAAUUGAUUAAAAUCAUAUAGCCAUAUACUACUGAUAAUGUCUUUCCAACUUCUCUCAUGAAUAAUGGAUAAGAUUUGGCUAAGAUAGGGCGCUUGUGCAAACAUAGAGCAGAAAUAUAGAAAUUACGGUAACCUUAAUGUUGACCGUUCUCAAUAAACAGGUCGAAUGAAAACAAGAGAUUAGAAGAUGGAGUCCAAGUGGAAGAGGAGUGUUGGAAGCAGGGAAAUGGGUCCACCAAACUAUGCACAUUUCUAAAACAAUUCUAGUAAAUUAAUAUACUAAUUUUUCUGCUAUAAAUCGUCUCCCUAAACACCUAUUUUCUACAUUAUAUGCCUCUAUGUAGACUUCAUGAAUUAAUUCACCACCAAGGUGGUAUCUAUCCAUUUUCUCCUAAAACCUCUUCCCUUAGAUGAUGUUUGUUUGUUUUCAAGGCUCUGUAACAUUUAUUUUCCAAUUUAAAAUAGGUUUUCUAAAAAUUAUAUUUUUGUACUUAAAGUUCUCCCAUUCUCUUCAAUGUUUCUAACCAAGAAGGAAAUAUUGAAGUAACCAAGCAGCACAGAGGUGGCUCAGUGGUUAGUUCUGCUGCCUGACAGCAUCAGGGAUCUGGGU
Molecule: messenger RNA, 5982 nt
Organism: Chiloscyllium plagiosum (whitespotted bambooshark)
Lineage: Eukaryota; Metazoa; Chordata; Chondrichthyes; Orectolobiformes; Hemiscylliidae
Source: RefSeq, a predicted model, not a curated record